AGUACAAAAUAUGGCACAUGUUGUUGGAUAUUAAAGGUGAUAUGCGUAUGUAAAAAAAAAAAAAUGAAAGAACUCUCUCGCUAAGAUCUUGAAAUCGAAUCCAAAGAAAGUUGAAUGAUGGAUGCGAUUGAUUUUGAGGCGAUGCUGAAUGGGGCAGAGGCACCUGUAACUGCGGAGUGUUGCAUCUACAGAGUGCCCUUUCCUAUUCGCAAACACAAAGAAGAUGCUUACACUCCAAAUGUUGUUUCUAUUGGCCCUUUUCACCACAAUCUCCAUCCUCACCUCCUUAACAUGGAAAGACACAAACUCAGUUAUUGUAAGGCCUUUCUUCAGCGAACCAACACAACUUGGGAUUGUUGGAUCUGCUACAUAAAAGAAGAGGUGGAGCCCCAUUUUCAUCGUUUUUAUUCAGACACCCUUGAAUUCAGUAAAGAGGAACUGGUGAGGAUCAUAUUUGUGGAUUCCAGUUUUAUACUUGAGCUCUUUUGUAGAUACCAUGCUCAAGAAUGGUCAAGGGAGGACGUGUGUCUUUCAACACCUUGGUUGAAGUGUUAUAUAAGAGUAGAUUUGUUGUUACUUGAGAACCAGCUUCCUUUUUCUAUUCUUCAGGCUCUGUUUAAUAAGUUCUUCACCACCAGGUCUAAUUAUAAUAUCCCUUCAUUUCUUGAGCUUUCGUUUAAAUAUUUUGAAAAUUUCAAUAGAUCCAACUUGAGUUUUGAUAAUAUUAGCAUAAAGCACUUUACCGAUCUCGUAAGAACUUUUCACUUACAACAUCCUCUUCAAAUACGACCAUCUAGGAUUGAACAAGUGUUGAUACAACAACUUCCUAGUCUGACUGAGUUGUGUGAAGCAGGAGUGAGAAUUAAGGUUAAGAGUGAAAAUAAGUGUUUACUAGACUUGACAUUUUCAGGAGGGGUUCUCAGAAUUCCAGAGUUGAUAGUGGAUGACUGGACUGAAUUUUUGUUUAGAAAUAUGGUGGUUUUGGAACAGUGUCACUAUCCAUAUGAAUCCUACAUUAUUGACUAUGUUGAGAUUAUGGAGUUCCUUAUAAAUACGAAGGAAGAUGUGGAUAAAUUGAUUCAAAAGAAAGUACUGAUUAACUGGUUAGAAGAUGUUGAUUCUGUGGCUAUCAUGUUUAAUGGUUUUGGCAAAAAUGUUACGCUAUCAGAUAGAAAUUCUUAUUACAAUCAAAUCUUCAAAGAGUUGAAUGAUUUUUAUGGAAACCCUUGUAAUAUUUUGAAGUCGACUCUGAGGCGUGAUUAUUGUAAAACUCCUUGGCAAGCUGCAGUUUCAUUUGCUGGAAUUAUUCUCCUUGUUUUGGCUUUGGUUCAAACAGUUUUUUCUAUCUUGCAAGUAAUGCACCAAUAGAAUGCCUCCCCACCCAGAAAGAUUCGGUUGACAUUUGAGUUGAGAAAAAAAGACAUGAAGAUUGGUCAUUUGCUUUAUUUAAGGGAUUUCACAAUUAAGUUUAAGGGGUCUUGAGCUGUAUUUAUGUUUAAUAAUUUAGAUUUUACCAAACAAGGAGUCUUGAGCUGUAUUUAUGUUAUUUAUAAAUAUUUGUUGCAGAUUCUUAUAUUA
Cajanus cajan (pigeon pea) is the source of this 1578-nucleotide messenger RNA. NCBI's taxonomy places the organism in Eukaryota, Viridiplantae, Streptophyta, Magnoliopsida, Fabales, Fabaceae. The record is from RefSeq and is a predicted model, not a curated record.